GAGGCGGACUUCAUGUCGGACCACUAUCGGGUUCAGAGGCCAUCCUUGUGCCUCAUUUCCCACGGUCGCAGACCCUCAAAGAUGAGAAGAUGGUGAACGACCUGAAAGCCAUCCUUUGCACCAAGGACCUGCGAUGUCUUGUCUUGCUCCUCCGGUCCGAGCAGGAUCUGCGCACCCUUCAGGAGAGCAUCGGCUCCUUCGGCAUGCCCGGAAACCCGGCCAUGCUCUUUGCUUUCACGCACCAUGAAGCCCUCAAGAACCAGGGCCUCCUGAAGGAGCCUGACAGUGGCUGGAGUUUCUAUGACCCCGAGCAGGAGAGUGCUGCAUUGCAAAUUUGGGGCUCGGGUGAAGGCACGGUGAACAUUCGGGGGAGAUACCUUUGCGUCGAGAAAGUCACAUCCAGCUGUGCCAGUCUCGCGGACGAUCUCAGCCGAGCCACGCAAGAGGCGGCGAAGACGGCGAGUCGGUGCAUCACCAGCAGGCAGCAGAUCUCCGAGCCACUUCGGCGGCCGCCCGGAAGGCGGGAUGAGAAGCCGCGGCUGGUCCGGGUCCCCUCGGGGUCGACGCCGGCGGCGCCGGCAGCAGAGCUCCCCACGGCGCUCCCCGCGGCACUCGCGCUCGCGGUCCAGAAAGCGAGCAAUCCAAAUGAUCGCAGACCAUGGAUCGAGAAAGAGAAGGGCGGCGUGAAGCUCUUCGUGGGUCGCCUUCCCCGGGAGGUGAACAAGGCGAGCCUAGAGGAGUGCUUCAACGAGUUUGGGGAGGUCCUGGAGGUCUUCAUCAUUGCCUCGCAG
Messenger RNA from Effrenium voratum, 791 nucleotides. The record is from the annotation of a GenBank genome assembly. Lineage: Eukaryota; Dinophyceae; Suessiales; Symbiodiniaceae.